AUGCCCACCAUCCGCAACCCUUUUGCUCGCCGUCCGGGCCCGAGCGCACUCUCUGCAGACGGAAACUCGCAACCAGAUGCUCAAAACCCGUCGCACCCUGGUUUUGAGAAGCAGGACACUGUCGGUUCUAAGGCCUCGUCUUCGUUGAGCAUCGGGACCUCCAAGAGCCAGGACAAUGGCGAGUAUAAGAUGAGCGUCGUCAACGACAGCGGAGUUUACCUUCCCCCGUCUCCAACUGAAGAAAAGGGUCUUUGGCCGCGCAAGUACCUCGGCUCGGGUCGCAACUCAACAGACACUCGCACCGACAGCGGCGACAUCGAGCACUUCUCCAUCUCGAGGGAGUCGUUCGACUCGUACAGGCGGUCAUUCGACAUCUCGGCACGGUCCCCAAUCACCCAAACCGAUCUUCCCCCGCGCCAAAGUCUCGACUCAGCACGAUUCCCGCGUCUGCCUCGAUCCGCCAUUGACAGGCGGUCCGACAGAGACCUGCCCACGGCCGAUGAAGGCUUCGAAGAAGUCGGUUUGGAUGACCAUAAGCACCAGCCCAACCGUAAGCGAGGCCUGUUCUCGCGCUUCGGCGACUCUGACCAUAAGGAGCCGAGCGCCAACUCCCCCAACUCGAGCGUAACACGCUUCUUGUCCGGACGAAAGCGCGCACAGAGCGGCGGUCAGGAACUGGGCACCAUUGAGCGGCCAAAGUCGGCGGCCUCAGUCGAGACGACAGAAAUUCACUAA
Messenger RNA from Colletotrichum karsti, 735 nucleotides. RefSeq lists its product as uncharacterized. Bases 1 to 735 code for a protein of 244 amino acids. The record is from RefSeq and is a predicted model, not a curated record. Lineage: Eukaryota; Fungi; Ascomycota; Sordariomycetes; Glomerellales; Glomerellaceae. The transcript is spliced from 4 exons.